This is a messenger RNA of Pungitius pungitius (ninespine stickleback), 695 nucleotides long. RefSeq names its product TATA box-binding protein-like 2. NCBI's taxonomy places the organism in Eukaryota, Metazoa, Chordata, Actinopteri, Perciformes, Gasterosteidae. The coding region runs from base 92 to 682 and encodes 196 amino acids. Gene Ontology annotation, biological process: DNA-templated transcription initiation. The record is from RefSeq and is a predicted model, not a curated record. The transcript has 5 exons. Gene Ontology annotation, molecular function: RNA polymerase II general transcription initiation factor activity; DNA binding.
CUGAUGUCCAUCACGGUCUCCUAGCAACAGAGAUCAGCUUCUACCAUUGAGAGAGAGGGUCUCCUGAGGUACAGAAGUAUCCACUGAUGUCAUGGAGGACUCGGCCCGUAAGAAGGGUCUGCAGGACUCCUCCAGAGGGGGGGCAGAGGAGGCGUUCAUGGACUUGCUACCUGACGAGCUCCUGGCGCCGUGUGAGGUUAACUCCCAGAAUGCCUCAGCUGAGUUGCCACCUCAACCCGUGACCCCAGUGACCCUUGAGACGCAGCAGCCAGAAAUGCUCUUUCAGAUACACAACGUCGUCUCCACCGCCAAGCUGGGCUGCUCUCUGGACCUGCUGCUCAUAGGCCGCAGGGCCUGGAACACAGAGUACAGACCAGAGGUUUUCCAUGGGCUCACAAUGAGGAUCCGUAGGCCGCCGACCACGGCGCAGCUCUUCACAUCCGGAUCCAUGGUCUGUUUAGGAGCCAAGAGUGAGGAACAGUCUCGGGUGGCAGCCUGGAGGUUUUUCCGCAUCCUGCAAAAGCUGGGCCUCCCGGUCCGCUUCCUGGACUUCAAGAUCCAGAACAUCGUGGCCUCCUGCAAGACCUUCCCGGUCCGAUUGGACCAGCUGUGCCUCCACCAGCCCUGCAGGUCGGGAGGCAGGACGGUUGUAGACCACAUGAGAUGUACAUGCAGUGCAUGAUGUGUUCUCUCUC